AUGUCUGGAAUAAUUGACGCGUCUUCUGCGCUAAGAAAAAGAAAGCAUUUGAAGAGAGGUAUCACCUUCACUGUGAUGAUCGUGGGCCAGUCCGGCUCUGGCCGAUCAACCUUUAUAAACACUCUGUGCGGCCAGCAAGUCGUAGACACUUCGACGACAAUCCUAUUGCCCACAGAUACAUCCACAGAAAUAGAUCUGCAAUUGAGAGAGGAAACCGUGGAAUUGGAAGAUGAUGAAGGUGUUAAGAUUCAACUUAAUAUCAUCGAUACUCCGGGAUUUGGCGAUUCUCUAGACAAUUCACCAUCCUUUGAGAUAAUUUCUGACUAUAUUCGUCAUCAAUAUGAUGAGAUCUUAUUGGAAGAAAGUCGUGUGAGAAGAAACCCAAGAUUCAAGGACGGCAGGGUUCAUUGUUGCCUCUAUCUAAUAAACCCAACUGGCCAUGGUUUAAAAGAGAUUGAUGUGGAAUUUAUCAGGCAAUUGGGGUCCUUGGUUAACAUCAUCCCCGUGAUCAGUAAAUCCGACUCAUUGACAAGAGAUGAACUGAAACUGAAUAAAAAGUUAAUCAUGGAGGAUGUUGAUAGAUGGAAUUUGCCCAUUUAUAAUUUUCCCUUCGAUGAAGAUGAAAUUUCAGACGAGGAUUAUGAAACCAACAUGUAUCUGCGUACACUUUUACCUUUUGCCAUUAUUGGGUCUAACGAAGUUUACGAAAUGGGAGGAGAUGUUGGAACAAUUCGUGGUAGAAAAUAUCCGUGGGGAAUAUUAGAUGUGGAAGAUUCGUCUAUUUCAGAUUUUGUCAUUUUGAGAAAUGCAUUAUUGAUCUCUCAUUUGAAUGACUUGAAAAAUUAUACGCAUGAAAUAUUAUACGAAAGAUAUAGAACUGAGGCAUUAUCCGGUGAAUCGGUUGCUGCAGAAUCAAUACGUCCUAACCUUACAAAAUUGAAUGGCUCAUCGUCUUCGUCCACCACAACAAGGAGAAACACAAAUCCUUUCAAGCAAAGCAAUAAGAUUAGCGACGACGUUCUCAACCCAACAUCCGAUGUGCAUGGGCAAAACACUGGUGAAAAUAAUGAAACUUACAUGACACGUGAAGAGCAAAUACGGUUAGAAGAAGAGCGAUUAAAGGCAUUCGAGGAAAGAGUGCAGCAAGAAUUGCUGUUGAAAAGACAAGAACUGUUGCAAAGAGAAAAGGAAUUAAGAGAGAUCGAAGCCAGGUUGGAAAAAGAGGCUAAAAUCAAACAGGAAGAAUGA
Saccharomyces mikatae IFO 1815 is the source of this 1248-nucleotide messenger RNA. RefSeq names its product septin CDC11 (gene CDC11). The record is from RefSeq and is a predicted model, not a curated record. Bases 1 to 1248 code for a protein of 415 amino acids. Lineage: Eukaryota; Fungi; Ascomycota; Saccharomycetes; Saccharomycetales; Saccharomycetaceae. Gene Ontology annotation, biological process: cytoskeleton-dependent cytokinesis; division septum assembly; cellular bud neck septin ring organization. Gene Ontology annotation, molecular function: molecular adaptor activity; GTPase activity; GTP binding. The transcript has a single exon. Gene Ontology annotation, cellular component: septin complex; microtubule cytoskeleton; cell division site.